CUCGGCUGCCCCUGUGGUCCGGCCCGCCCCGCGCUCCCGGUACCUGCGGGGGCGCGCCCCUGACGCCCUACAAAUACUCAGGUGCGCCGCACCUGUCCGCCCGCACCUGCCCGCUCUCCGCUGAGCUACUUCUCCCUCGCACGGCAGCCUUGGGCCAACAGCGCAGGGUACUUUGGGGACCGCCGGCCCCUGGGACACGCGCAUACUGGCCCUCCGCCAUUUGUUUGGGUAGGGUCUACGAGAGUGCCGGGGAGGGGGGGACCGCCUGGCCCUCGCCGAUCGCUUUUUCGACCACCAGUCCUCGAGCGGAACCUGUUCCUUGAGCUCGAAGACCCUCGCCUGCCGGAAGAAGGAUCGGUUUGUGUUUUCUUCGGGUGACAAAAAGAUUUGGAAUCACCGGACCCAAACCCUUCUCUUUGGGUGACUCGAGACUCCACCGCAAGUGGUCUUUUUGGGGGCCGACCCCCAGGCUUUGUCUGUUCUACCGCAGGGUCGCCCGCCCCGAAUUUCUGAGGGCAGAGAUGGCCAAUUCGGGCCUGCAGCUGCUGGGCUUCGCCAUGGCCCUGCUGGGCUGGGUGGCCCUGGUGGCGUGCACCGCCAUCCCUCAGUGGCAGAUGAGCUCGUACGCGGGCGACAAUAUCAUCACGGCCCAGGCCAUGUACAAGGGGCUGUGGAUGGAGUGCAUCACGCAGAGCACCGGCCUCAUGAGCUGCAAAUCGUACGACUCGGUGCUCGCCUUGUCCGCGGCCCUGCAGGCCACCCGAGCCCUGAUGGUGGUAUCCUUGGUGCUGGGCUUCCUGGCCAUGUUCGUGGCCACCAUGGGCAUGAAGUGCACCAACUGCGGGGGAGACGACAAAGUGAAGAAGGCCCGGAUAGCCAUGACCGGAGGGAUCAUUUUCAUCGUGGCAGGUCUUGCUGCCCUGGUAGCGUGUUCCUGGUACGGCCACCAGAUUGUCACCGACUUUUAUAACCCACUGGUUCCCAUGAAUCUUAAGUACGAGUUUGGUCCUGCCAUCUUCAUUGGUUGGGCAGGGUCUGCUCUGAUCAUCCUGGGAGGUGCCCUCCUCUCCUGCUCCUGUCCUGGGAGUGAGGGCAAAACUGGGUACCGUGCACCCCGCUCCUACCCUAAGCCUAACUCUGCCAAGGAGUACGUGUGAGCUGGGACCACCUCUGCCCCAACUGGGCAGCCUCUGGUAUGCCCAGGUACCAGAAAUAACCUGGGGCAGAUCUCAGCUCAUGGACAGGGUGCAGAGCUGAAGCCUUGUUACCCCAGCCCAGCACACUGUGUACAUACAGUUCCCCUCAGGGUGGGGGCAAGGGGAGGGGGGAGGAGA
Messenger RNA from Mustela lutreola (European mink), 1334 nucleotides. RefSeq names its product claudin 7 (gene CLDN7). The record is from RefSeq and is a predicted model, not a curated record. Lineage: Eukaryota; Metazoa; Chordata; Mammalia; Carnivora; Mustelidae. The coding region runs from base 522 to 1157 and encodes 211 amino acids. The transcript is spliced from 4 exons. Gene Ontology annotation, biological process: cell adhesion; bicellular tight junction assembly. Gene Ontology annotation, cellular component: bicellular tight junction; plasma membrane. Gene Ontology annotation, molecular function: structural molecule activity.